AAAAGCAGCAGUUGGUGCACCAGUUGGUGGGAAACCUGUAACAAAAAAUGCAAGAUUUGCACAAAUGGCAUCAUUUAUAUAUAUGGAAACUCAAAAGUUAGCUAAUAAAUCUGGAUGGGGAUUAACUGAAGAAGAUUAUAAAAAAGGGAUUACAACUAUAGAAGCUAAAUUGGAUGAAUUAUAUUCAUAUUUUAGCCAAAUUGACACUAUUUAUGGAGAAAAACAAAAUGUUCAACCUUCUUUUCUUGAGAAUUUCAGAUUAAAUAAUGAAGAUAAUAUAA
Dentiscutata heterogama is the source of this 281-nucleotide messenger RNA. The record is from the annotation of a GenBank genome assembly. Lineage: Eukaryota; Fungi; Glomeromycota; Glomeromycetes; Diversisporales; Gigasporaceae.